UUGUAAACACUGUUUUCCCGUUGGGAACGUGUUGCUCAGCCGUACGGUAUUUACUGGCGGCUUUGCUAUGAUCGCCUGGUUGCGCUGUGCCUCGCGGGAUGUAGAGUGAUUUUUCACAUCGCUAUUUCAUCCUGCCAAGAUGUAGUGUGCGCAGAAAAAAGAAAGAUCUUCUGGUGUGCUUCGAGGUACCUGCCGAGUUUUGACUUGUAGGCCUAAUUUUCACCGAGGGAAAUGGUGCUCAUCCAGCUGAAGUUCCCUGCCGCUGACUGUUUGGUCAACAUGAGAGAGCACUGAGGGGCUCUGGUCUGCCCACAAUGUCCGGCAAGAUCGCUUCGAGCGUGGAGCGUGAUGCCCUUCGAGAGCGGGAGCGACAGGCCCGUGCACUUCGCGCGGGUCUGGGCGGAGGAGAUUCCGGAGGACAUCCCAUCUUCAGGGCCCCCAUCAAGGUGGAUCCCGGCCAGGAAGAUGAGCUGUCCCGACGCAUCAAAAGCACUCUGGGUGACUUCAACCAGGUGCAACGGCUCCUCUCGCAUGACCCCAACCACCUGAUUGGCAUCUCGCGCACCAAUGCGGCCGCGCAGGCUCGAGCGCCACCUGCCGUUAGCAACCCCGUCAAUGGCAGCAGCAGCACGGCCUCCACGUGGAAUGGCAACGCCACGGAUCCUGGAGGAACAAGAAGUAGCAGCAGCAAUAGCAGCAGCUCGCUGGCUAAGCAGCAACACCAUAGUAAUAGUGUGAGCAGCAGCAACAGCAGUGGUGGUGCCAGCGGCGCGCAUCCUGCUAGCCAGUCCAGCAGUAGCAAUCAACAGCAGGGUUCCUCUCACCACAGCAGCUCAAGCCACCGCUCACACCAUGGCAGCAGUCACCACUCCCACCACCACUCUCACCAUCAUCACAAAAAGCAGCAGCAGCCGCCACACCAACCUCCGCCGCUGAUGAACGGCCAGUACAAGCCCUCGUCUACUUCCUCGUCAUCCUCGGCAGCCGGCAAGAACAGCAGGCACCCGUCCCAGCCUCCGCAGAGCUCGAGCCACCACCACCACCAGUCAAGGGGCAGCUCUCACGAGCAAGGCCGGCUAGAGGAUGCAACAUCGAAUUCCAAGGCAAGCUCUUUGCCAGCUUCAAGUGUGGCCUCGAGCACAGCCUCAACCACUAACCCCCCAGUGGCACCAUCGAGCCAAGGACCUCCAAAUGGCCUUAUCGUUCGACCACCAGCCAUGCGUGCACCCUCCAAGGAUGUGAACAAUGGAAACAGCUCAGCCUCGGCACAGCACCAGUCGUCCACAAAUUCUUCAUCGCUCACGGUGCGCACAGAAAGCAAUGGCCCAGCAGCCGGUAGCACAAAGUCUUCUUCGUUGCCAAGGAGCUCUGCAUCCGACUCCAAACCCAAGCGGCCUGCGCCUCGGCUCCAAGUUUCAGCCCCUUCAUCAGAUAGUGGGACUGGCAGCACACUUCCGGAACUGGAAACCAUUCUCAAGGAAAUGAAGAAAGUUCCACCAGUGUUGACAGCAAUUGAAACCCCCAGGAAAGAGGAAUGCCGGCCUCAUUUUCCAACAACACCGGUGCAGGACCCAGUGCCUAAUCACUUGGAUGAAAAUGGCGACUCGAAGCACCUCCUCGACUCUAGGAAAGUGGCCAGCCCUCCGGGCAGCAGCAACCUUCAGGAUGACCUGGAGAUGAGCGAUAGCGACGAUGACCAGGAGCCACCAUUUCGCAAGACCUCUUCACUUGGUUUCUCCAUAUCGAAGAACCCCACUUCUCCAAAUGAAAACAUUCUUCAGCCACCGUCACUUGUUGAGAAGAUGUCAUCAUCAGAUUCAAGUUCCAGUGACUCUGAUGACUCCUCCUCCGCAUCGGGCUCCGGAAGUGAUUCUGAAAGCUCAGACAGCGAUGGGUCUGCUCCGGAAACAGGCAGAGAGCCAAGUACCCAGAGUUGGCAGCUGGCCGACCUUAUUGGAAAGCGCAGCUCUUCUGUGGGUUUGGGGGCUGGGCUGGCCCCCAUGGGUCGGCAGUCACGAGCUGAGGAUUCCCUUGUAGACGAGGACUCCUUCACACCCAUCCUCUCCCAAUUCCCAAACGCACAUGCCGACAUCGAUGUCAUGCUCAAAAGUCCCAGUCCUGAAGGCUUGGACCUGAUUCGUUCACCGGUCACCAAGCCAUCAAGCUUUCUUCUUUCCCCGGUGCACUCAAGCCCAUCACGGAGUCCGCUGCCCUUGACCAGCAACGCCCGAGCUGCUCCACACAGUCCCUCACCGCAGGGCCUCCAACCUGCAAAACCCCUGACGGGUGUGACGGCCGCUCUGUCCGACGACGAAGGUCCCUGCCAGAUGCAGAAUGGCAGGAUAACCAUGAGGCUGGGCAAGCAGCAGCCACCACCGCCCAAGUCAGAACCCGAACCCCCAGCUGCCAAACAGCCAGAGCCAGUGAAACGGUCAUGGCCGUCCAAGGCUGCAAAGAAAGAGACUAGUCCCAGUCUGGCCCCCCCUGCGAGGAACAAGAUGCCUGCUGCCCCUGUCCUGCCUGCUAAGACUGAAGCAUUGGAAGGUGAUAACACAGCCAGAGAACCCACACCCAUUGGCAUUACUCCGGCAGUCAGUCGGACGACUUCAAAGCGGAGUCAGUCAGACCGCUACAAUGAAAAACGUUCCAAAAUUCACAAACCUACAACGAGUCGAACAGCACCGGUGCUGUCCGACUCAUCCAGUGAAGACGAGGGGCCGCGACCUCCUUCUGCUAUGGGGCGGCUGUUAUCUAGCGAGGACGGCCGAGCCGAACAACGAAAUUCCACCGUGGCUACCGUGCCGCGAGGCCGACCCCCCAAGCCGUCGCGCACCGAUUCUAAUGUGCACAAGGAUGAGCUGGUUGUUCCCAAGAGGGAAGGGAGGGGCAUGCCACGGACUCCUCCCGAACCGCCUUCACUAUUGUCUCCUAUUGGGCAGCGCAGUGGCAGUGAAGUCCGAGAGAGUGUGCCUACUGCAACGGACAGCAUGGUUGUCUCCAUUCCCUUGAGCCGCCUCCUUAGGUUACCAGGACGACCAGGGAGGCAGCAGCCAUCUCCACUCCUCUCAAAAGAGAACCCGUUGGACACUGGGCCAGCUACACAGAAGCCCGAUGGUUCAAAGCAUAGCAGUGCGGUGUCUUCCCCAGCAAAGGGCAAGUCAAGCUCGAAGAGAAAAAGUGUUCCAGACGAGGACAGGGGAAGCAGGGAGCAAGAAAAGAAGCGGCGAGUGUCAACUAGCUCCAGUGGCUCGCUACGAGCCAAGAGAGAGCAAGCUGAACUGCCGCGUCCGGAUGAUGAAUCGGAGAGCAGGCAUGCAUGGCCUGAGCCUCUACGCUCGUGCGACAGCCCCAGCAGUUUGAGUUCAUACUCAAGUCAGCGGAGUGGCUCUCGGCAACACCGCGGGCGGCCUUCCUCAUCCAGCCGGAGUCGUUCCGAGAAAGGCGCAUCCAGGAAAGAAACGACUCCUUCUAGUGAAAAGUCCAAGAGGCAUCACAAUCACCACCGGGACAAGAAAGAGUCGUCUGGCUCGAGAACCCGAUCCCAUUUGGAUGGAGCAUCAUCAUCGAACAAGUCUCGGAAGGCUCAGGAUGAUCCUUGCUCAGAGCCCGGUGCCAUGGCAGGCAGCACAGAUGUUGCUUCUUCUAGUCAGGUGAAUUCUUGGGAGGGGCUCCUGUCGAGCUCGGACCAGAGCGAAGUGCACGGGCAUGAGACGCCCGGCAGCCGCAUGGGCAGUGGGGGGAUGUCGUCGUCGACGUUGCCGGUCGGGACUGGAGGCCUCCUGACCGUAAAGAAGGAGGAGCCCGCCGACAGGCAUAGCCAGCUGGGCAACCCAUCCCAGCUGCUAUCCUAUAGCUCGCACCAGGUGUGGGAGGCAAAAAAUAGCAGCUCGGACUACUUCCUGUGCGAGGCAAAGCGGCUGAAACACGAGGCUGAUCGGGAAGUGCACCGCACAGCACAGGCGGUCAAGUAUUUAGAAGCGGUGCUCUACUUCAUCCUGACGGGGAAUGCCAUGGAACAUGGUCGGGCUGACCUUGACAAUGUGUAUCGCAUGUACAAGGAAACACUCAAUCUCAUCAAGUACAUUUCAACAAAAUUUCAGAAGCUUCAGAAUGACGCCUAUGGCAGCAUUGGCAACCAACUUGCCGUGCUAAGCCUACGGUGUCAAUCUUUAUUGUACAAAAAGCUCUAUGAUUUGAAUAAGAAUGAUGUCCGUGAGAACAUGCGUGCCCUGACUGAGUUCCAAAAGUGCCCAUUGGGCAAGCUUGCCUCGCCACCCCUGGCUCCGGCAGGCGUCCGCCUGCAGCGGUCCCCGUGCCAGCCGUCUCCACAUUCGCCCACGCCUUCACCUGCGGGAAGUGUGGGCUCCCAGAGCAGCGGCUACAGCAGCUGUGAACUGGCCAGCAACGGCCAUGGGGGAAGCCGGCAACAGCCAGCGACAGCGGCCACCAUGGUGCCAGCCAUAGCCCCAGCAGCAGCGGCGCCCUCACCGGGAGCAGUUGCCCUGCCACAGUCCCAGUACCUGAUGCUGCAGCGCCAAUUGGCAAACCUGACGUGCCUGCACCGUUGCCACGACAUGUGGGAGCAGGCAGACUCUCUCACCAGCCGCUCACACUUUAGAGAGUUUUUCGAGGACCUUGACAAGGACUGUGGCAAACUGACCCUGCACAGCUCGUGCUCGGAGCUGGUGAAGUACAUUCAGGAAGGUGUGUGCCGACUACGGCAGCGGUUCACCACUGGUUCUACGGACACCACGUGAUGGGGGCUGUCCCCUGUCGCCGUCACCUGCGUUGCUGCCACCAGCACCGUGAGCUCGAUGCCGCACGAGGCACGGCUUUUGUGAACUGUGGCCGUCACGGGUGACUCGGCAGAGGCAUUUCACCCCAGUGCUCUUGUGCUGCAAUAUGUACACAUACAAACGACGUGUUUUGUUUACCUUUAUUUCUUGUCUCUCGUUGUUGUUCUUUUAAUUAGGGCUUCUUCACAACUGUUUCUCAGUGCAACACCCUCACUUCUCUCUGUAUUAUUAAUUUUUUUUUCCCACUUUGCGUUGUGCCCCUUUGGUGGCACAAUUUUUUUUCUAUUUGUUUUAGAGCCUGUUCUGAGAGCUGUUUGUUCUUGUUGCUGCACAUAACCAUUGUUGUUGUGGUUGAUGUUUGUGUACAUAAAAAGUGGGUGUGUGGAAAGAUAGAGGCAGGAAAGGAGGAGGAGUGUACAUACGAAGGCGACAAGGCAAGCACUGUUUGUUGUUCCUCUCCACAGCCUGUGCUGUUACUUAGUCGUGUGUGCUGCCAUGCAAAAAGAGAGAAACGAAGCGCCAGGAAAUUGAGUGUCACAUGCACAGAAGCAGCAAACAACCGUGGGUGAUAGUGCAGGAACGCAUGGGGAGGAAAAGCCCAGGGAUGCAGCGCCACUCUUUGUUUAUAAGAACUGUACAAAAAUCAUUGUCACGAUGCACCCCCGCCCGCUCCCCUGCUCCAGCUUGGCUCUCGCCACGUAGGGGACUCGAAGAGGCCUUUGUCUGUGCAAGGAAUUGUAAAGUGUCAUCAAAGCGCCCAUCAAUCGACGUAACCUCUUCAUUUCAACGCCCUUCUCCCCAGUGAUGUUGCGCACAAAGUUUUCUUGCUUGGUUGGACACGUGGGAUGUUAAUCGUUCUCUCGUCCCCAGGUGCUCCCUGUUCUUUUUAAGAAGCUUGGGAAAAGGCGUUGGAGACUUUUCUGUGAUUUAGGUGGCGCCCUUUUUUUUUUUAUCCAACUCUGAGCGGAUGAAAUGUGCUCAGCACCCCAAGGCAGGCAGGCAUUUGUGUCCGGCGUGGCCUCCCACUCCUUAAGUCUGCCCCGGAACGUCCUUCAGACUGCUCUAAAAAUGUUGUGUUUUAAUAAUGUGCAAAGUGUCAAUGUAGGGCAAGGCGAGAUUUUCCUCUCCCUUCAUUUCCCGUAAAACUUUCAUUUUCAGUUCUUUUUUUUUUUGUUUUCAUAUCCCCGUUGUAAAUAACACGCGUUGGGGAUGUCUGGGCAAAGUGGAAGCCCAUGUGAACUGCUGUCUUCACGAAACAUGGCUCUACGGUGAUUUUUUUGUUGAACACAGCGAGCAGAUCAGGGACUUGGCUAAGGGCUGGGAAUGCGAUCGCAGGGAGAGAUAUAUGUAUACACACAACAUAUAUACAUAUAUAUAUAUAUUUAUAUACAUAAAUUUUUUUUAUGCUCUUGUGCAACUGCACUUGAAACAAAGCACAAAGUCGUUUCUCUGCCUCUUUUUUUUUUAAUUAGCAACUGCUUUUUUGUAGCUUUGCUUGCCUUUAUUUAUUUCUCCCACCCUUUCUGCGCAGAUAUGACCACUUCUUGAUGCAGUUUAUCUAACACAAAGCUAAGCAAAAUUUGAUAGCUGACCUGUGAAUUCUUUUAUUUAGUCAUAACACUCAUAGGAUGUUUUUUUGCACAUUGAAACGGGAAACAAUAAACAUUUUAUUGGAUGAAGCAUUACGGAUUAUUCUUCUCUCGGGCUGUUGUGCCGUUUUGUUGCAUGAUUUUCUUGUCUUAGGGCUCGUUUUUAUCUGCUUUUAAUGCACGGAUCUCUCUACUUCUUGCUUUCCUGGGGAGGAGGGGGGUUGCUUGGGGUUCCAGAGGGAAGGGCCAAAUCGGUGCGAGGCACUUCUCCGGGAAUUGCAAGCCUAUGCAAGUCAGAAAGUUGGCUUCCGUCGUCUGUCGCAGACCUUGUAGUAACAGUGAUGAGAGCCUGCCUUGGAAAUGCCUUGGUCUUUUCACACCUUGCGGCCAGCUGAACUUGUGCCCACAGCUGAGUGAGGGAUAUACUGCAACUUUCUUGCAGUGACAAAGUGCUUUAAUGUCAGAGUAUUUUUAUUUCUUUUUUUUCUUGGAAGUGCCAUAAUGUACCUUGUGCAAGAGAGAGGUAUGGUACAGACAACAAUGCAAAAAAAAAAAAAGUCUGUACUACAAGUGUGAGGAUUUUUAUUUUUUACUAUCGCCUUGUGCUGUGGACAUCGGUACUUGGUGAAUUGCCUUUUCCUUGUCUUUUGCCACGACUCAGGCACUUUACUUGAUGGUAGCAAUUUUACAAAAAGCUUUUUCCGAAUCUGCUCUCUGUGAAAGGGAGCCCGGUUUCAGCACUGUGGUGCAUUGAGGAAAUGCAUUGCUUGAACUUAGGGAACACUCCCCCCUCCCCCCACGAGACGACUGUUCUCAAGCUGUAGACUACUGGCUGUAGCUGGCUCUCCUCCUGCCUCACAUUUUAUUUACAUAGACAGCCAAGACAACAGAUGCAGUUGUAAAUUUAAUAAUAUAUAGUAGCCACAGCUGUCUAAGGCUGAGCGAUAUUUAACAAAUGGUGAGCAGAUUGAUAUGCAACUGUGCUUUUGCUAUUUUUUUACUGGCCUGUAGAUGAUGACUUUUCAUGCUUGAUCGUGUUUCUGUUCGAUUGGAAGGGGUGGGGUGUAGGGUAGAGGCGUAGGAUGCAAGUGGGGUCAAGUAGAACAGUUGCCGAUAUCGUUAAAAAGUGCAUGCAUUGCAGACUGCAUUGGGUUUUGCCUCUAUGCCAUGGGUUUUCUUUCCAAGUGAUCCACCCCGGCUAAUUUCACUCGCGUGUGUAUGCAUCUUUCUUUUUCUCUCCCUCAAAACGCUGGGCAUUCUUCAUGCACCUGUUUAGCAUGGUCGGUGCUUUUUCUGGACAUGCUUCCCUAUUGAAAAAAAAAAAAAAAAAAGGUGGAGUUGUGGUUGCACCUGUUCUUCUGCAUUAUCGACGUUCAUGAUGUAUUGUGGUGGCAGUUUUUUGAUUGACACAUCUAUAAUUUCCUUCCUUGCCUGGGGACGUUUGUUAGCAGACAACCCCUGAGGUGUAGCUUUGUUACUGUCCCCUUUUGCCCAGCCCUUUCCUUCUCUGCAUCACCCGUAUACAUAUGAAUGUAUAUCUGAACUAUAUAAAUACCUAUAAAUAUAUAUAUAUAUAUCUCCAGAGAAUUUUUUUGUUACUUUUGUGUUAUCAAUGCUGUACAUAGAUGUAAAUAUUUUUCCACGUUAGAGGAGUGUGCAAAUAUUCACAUGCCUCCUUGAACCACGAGUAGUGGAGUCAUGGUUUUUUCGGAGAGAAAUGAGAUGAAAAGGAUGUAUUUGCUUUCUUACAAAAGCUAUAAAAUAUAUGCAUUUGAAAGGUA
This is a messenger RNA of Rhipicephalus microplus (southern cattle tick), 8166 nucleotides long. It is a transcript of the gene lilli, whose product is annotated as AF4/FMR2 family member lilliputian. Lineage: Eukaryota; Metazoa; Arthropoda; Arachnida; Ixodida; Ixodidae. Gene Ontology annotation, cellular component: super elongation complex; nucleus. Gene Ontology annotation, biological process: regulation of gene expression. The record is from RefSeq and is a predicted model, not a curated record.